GUUGCUUGCUCUCCUUCCUGGUGGAGACUUGCCUCGCAGGAGCUGCUUGUGUCUCCUCACAGCUUCUGAUUUAAAAAAACAACAACAAAGGAUUCCAAAUUGCUCCUUCUCCAUGGCAGUGAACCGCACAAUUGAGGAUUAAAGUGCCCCGGAGUGUGGUGCAACAUACCCCUUUUCUUUGCAAAUGGCUUGCUGUCUGAAGGACGAGCUCCUGUGUUCCAUCUGCCUCAGCAUCUAUCAGGAUCCGGUCAGCUUCGGGUGCGAGCACUACUUCUGCCGCAAGUGCAUCACCGAGCACUGGAGUCGGCAGGAGCCGCACGGCACGCGCGACUGCCCCGAGUGCCGGCGCACCUUCCCAGACCCGCUACUGUCGCCCAGCCUCAAGCUGUCCAACAUCGUGGAGCGCUACUCGGCCUUCCCGCUCGACGCCAUCCUAAACGCCCAGCGCAGCUCGUACCCCUGCAAGGACCACGAGAAGGUCAAGCUCUUCUGCCUCACCGACAAGAGCCUUGUGUGCUUCUUCUGCGACGAGCCGGCGCUCCACGAGCAACACCAGGUCACCACCAUCGACGAGGCCUACGAGGAGAUCCAGAGGGAGAUGAAGGAGCAGCUGGCCACCCUGCAGGACAGCGAGAAGGGUCACACUGAGGCCCUACAGCUCUUGCAGAGACAACUCACUGAGACUAAGUCCUCAGCCAAAGGUCUGCGUGCCACCAUUGGCGAAGCCUUUGAGCGUCUCCACCGCUUCCUGCGUGAGCGUCAGAAGAGCAUGCUGGAAGAACUGGAGAUGGACACGGCGCGCAAGCUCACCGACAUUGAGCACAAGAUUCAACGCUAUAGCCAGCAGCUGCACGACGUCAAGGAAGGCAUCCAAAUCCUGCAGGAGCGCCUUAACGAGACGGGCCGGCACGACUUUCUGGAGGGGGUGGCAGUCACAUCCGAGAGGAUUAAAGGGAAGAUCCACGAGACCAAUCUGACGUAUGAGGAUUUCCCGACAUCCAAGUACAUGGGGCCUUUGCAAUACACCAUCUGGAAGUCGCUCUUCCAGGAUAUUUCUCCAGUGCCUGCCGCCUUGACGCUGGACCCCAUCACGGCCCACCAAAGACUGAUCCUAUCUGACGACUGUACCAUCGUCGCCUACGGAAACCUCCACCCGCAGCCGCUACAGGACUCUCCACGGCGUUUUGACGUGGAAGUGUCUGUCCUUGGCGCAGAGGGCUUCGCGUCCGGCGUGCAUUACUGGGAGGUGAUGGUGUCGGAGAAGACGCAGUGGAUGAUCGGUGUGGCGAGCGAGACAGUGAGCCGCAAGGGCAGCAUCCAGAUCCAACCAGGCCGCGGCUUCUACUGCAUCGUCAUGCAUGACGGCAACCAGUACAGCGCCUGCACUGAGCCCUGGACCCGUCUCAAUGUCAAGAGCAAGCUGGAGAAGGUGGGUGUGUACCUGGACUACCCCAAAGGCCUGCUCAUCUUCUACAAUGCAGACGACAUGUCCUGGCUAUACACCUACCGUGAGAAAUUCCCAAUGAAGGUCUUCCCUUACUUCAGUCCAGGUCAGAGCCACGCCAACGGCAAGAACGUGCAGCCUCUGCGCAUUAACACCGUGCGCCUUUAAGAGAUCCGCGUGGCCGUCCUCACUUUGAUUAAUCGUAUGCGGGUUUCAAAAUAAGUUCAAGAAAUUAGUUUAAAAUGUUACGUAUGAGGUGUUUAUCUGUUCUGUUAAGAUUCCAUUUGACGUCCAUCACAAAUUGGAGGGAAAGGGGUCUUAAAUGGAGGUGAAAUGGAGCUGCAAUCAUCUAUUUUCUACCUCUCAUCCUGUUCAGGGUGGCGGGGAACCUGGACUCUAUCCUAGCUGAGUUUGACCAAAAGACACCUUGAAUUUGGCACCAGUUAAACGCAGGGAGCUUUGCUUUGUUUUUCCCAUCUGAAACCUUACUGAUGUCUGAUUUGCGCUAAUGGCCACUGAAGAGGACACAAAGGACCCAAAGGCAGAGUGUUGUUUCUGGGGGUAAAACCGGACUGCAAUCAUCCAUUUUCUGCUACUUAUCCCGUUCAAGGUGGCGGGGAAGCUGGAGUCUUAUCCCAGCUGACUUAGGCCGAAACUCGGACAACACCCUAGAUUAGUCGUCACUCAAACGCAAGUGUUCUGCUUUGUUUUGGGUUUCCCGAUAGAAACUCACUGAUGUCCAACUUGUAAUGGCAGCCAACUGAAGAUAACGCAAAAUGGAGAGAAAGGGGAUGAACCUGAAGGUAAAAGCGGGCUGCGAUCGUCCAUUUUGAACCGCUUAUGUUGUUUAAGGGUGAUAGGAAAGCUGGAGUCGAUCACAGCUGACUUUGGCUGAAAUGGGCACAGAACGCAAGAUUAGUUGUCAGUUAAUCGCAAGGUGCUCUGCUUUGUUUUGACUUUUUCCUUGGUGGAACCUUACUGUGGGCCGCAAAAUGGGCACACACAUGUCCCUCGAGGUGAAAUGGGGCUGUGACCAUCCAUUGAUGAUCGCUUAUCCUAUUCAGGGUGUCCGGAAAGCUUUAGUCUAUCCCAACUGACUUGAAAGGCAGACUACACCUUGGAUUGUUUGCCAGUCGAGGGCAAGGCUUUUUGCAUCGUUUUUCUCUGUGGAACCUCACUUAUUUCGCCCACAGUCUCUGUCUGUACUUUUGUGUCCUUCCCCCCACCCCGUAGGUGUCCAUACGGGAAAACGAUGCUGCUAUUGACAGAGAAAGGACUCAUGAAUGUCUACAUACAGUAUACGCAGUGACAUGACUUUAAACACACGUGACUGCGAUAAAUUCACAUACAGGGGGUCCUCAGUUUACAAUGGAGUUCCGUUCCUACGCCUGCGGCCUAACCCCAGUUUGUAUGAACCCGCAGUAGUCGAUCACUUACCUACGCUAACUCAGUAGUGAAGUCCUAAUUACAGAAAAUAGUUGUAUGGAAAAUAAAUCUUGACCAUAAAUAUAUAUAUAUAAAGCAAUUAAAUGAAAAACACUAAGUACAGUGGUAAAUGAACGUGCCUUUUUACUCCAACUAGUUUGUUGUGUGAAGUUCAUCACUUCGAAACAUGGUUUGUCAUGACCAUCAUAAACCGAGGAUUCCUUGUACAGCACAGUGGGGAGGGAAAAGUCCGUUCUGUGACGCUGUUGACUUCCAAGGUUUUCUCAUUUUAAACCUUAAAUUCCCUGUAGGUCAAUAGUAUAAAGCCAACUGAUUUGUAUGACACGCAUACCCACUAUAAAACUACACAGAGGUCAUGGGAACACCUAAUGGUAUUUUAUAGUUUCAGCCUUGUGACAUUUAAUGAGUUGUAUUGCUCAUAUGACCCCUUCCUAUGUGACGGUGAGUUCUGUUUCCAGUUCUGUGGUUCAAGAGGUUCUUCCCCAAUGGUUUUUGAUGUAGCUAUAUUAAAACACGUCUCCUCCGGGGUGAUAUUAAAUCAUAGGUUAGUGGCGCUAAUCCGUUUGACAAAAUCACAGAUGAUUCCGUCAUGUUCAUUGGCCCCACGUGCUCCAAGCACUCAGCCUAAUCGGCACAUGUGUACACGAGUCCUAAGAGCUUCUUGUCCUGUGGCCAAAUCCAGCAUGCUGAGAGAUUUCUGUGUGUGUUGGUAGGGGGGGGGGGGGG
Messenger RNA from Phycodurus eques (leafy seadragon), 3616 nucleotides. It is a transcript of the gene trim62.1, whose product is annotated as tripartite motif containing 62, tandem duplicate 1. NCBI's taxonomy places the organism in Eukaryota, Metazoa, Chordata, Actinopteri, Syngnathiformes, Syngnathidae. Gene Ontology annotation, molecular function: zinc ion binding; protein binding. The transcript is spliced from 6 exons. The record is from RefSeq and is a predicted model, not a curated record. The coding region runs from base 185 to 1612 and encodes 475 amino acids. Gene Ontology annotation, biological process: positive regulation of canonical NF-kappaB signal transduction; innate immune response.